Messenger RNA from Salarias fasciatus (jewelled blenny), 1984 nucleotides. It is a transcript of the gene nova2, whose product is annotated as NOVA alternative splicing regulator 2. The record is from RefSeq and is a predicted model, not a curated record. Gene Ontology annotation, molecular function: RNA binding. The transcript is spliced from 5 exons. Bases 229 to 1788 code for a protein of 519 amino acids. Lineage: Eukaryota; Metazoa; Chordata; Actinopteri; Blenniiformes; Blenniidae.
UCAGCCGAUCGCCUCCUUUGCGCAGCAUCUCUCAGCACGCACGGCGCACCACGGAGAAACGCGCAGCAGACCGACCCCGUCCGUAAGAAACAGGCGUACUUUUCCAAUUCCCCAAAAUCGCUUCUGCCUUCUCCAAGGACUCGCCUGCACGGCUACGCUGCGUAAAAAGACGGAAAGGGGGGAUUUAAAACGCAAACGCAGCCCAAGCAUCCAAGAGCAAGCUCGAAAAUGAUGGCCGGCGGAGCAGUACAGCAAAACGGCAUUUUCUCAAAUCCUCACCAUCACAAUCAACAGCCACACAUGGAGUCCGACCCUCCGGACUCGCGUAAAAGACCACUGGAGACCCCGACGGAGGCCAGCAGCACCAAACGCACAAACACGGGAGUGGCCUUCCUGCAGCCCCUAUUUGAAACUGAAGGCAUUGUAUUCCCUCACCAAGAAACUGAGACUCAUGAGGAAGGCGAGUACUUCCUGAAGGUUUUGAUUCCCAGCUAUGCGGCCGGUUCAAUCAUCGGAAAAGGAGGUCAGACCAUCGUGCAGCUGCAGAAAGAGACCGGAGCCACCAUCAAACUGUCCAAAUCCAAAGACUUCUACCCGGGGACGACAGAGCGGGUGUGUCUGAUUCAGGGGACGGUGGAGGCGCUCAACGGCGUCCAUGACUUCAUCGCCGAGAAGGUGAGGGAGAUGCCGCAGAGCACCCAGAAGACAGAGCCCGUCAGCAUCCUGCAGCCGCAGACCACCGUCAACCCGGACCGGGUCAAACAGGCCAAGCUGAUCGUCCCCAACAGCACGGCGGGGUUGAUCAUCGGUAAAGGUGGAGCGACGGUGAAGGCGGUGAUGGAGCAGUCGGGCGCGUGGGUGCAGCUCUCCCAGAAGCCCGAGGGCAUCAACCUGCAGGAGCGGGUGGUGACCAUCAGCGGCGAGCCGGAGCAGAACCGCAAGGCGGUGGAGAUCAUCGUGCAGAAGAUCCAGGAGGAUCCGCAGAGCUCCUCCUGCCUCAACAUCUCCUACUCCAACAUCACGGGGCCCGUCGCCAACUCCAACCCCACCGGCUCCCCGUACGCCAACUCCACCGAGGUCAUGCCGGCCGCCGCCGCCGCCGCCGCCGCCACGGCCUCCUCCCUGCUCGGCCAGGCGGGCCUGGCUGGCGUGGGGGCGUUCCCCACCACCAUGUCCAGCCUGUCGGGCAACGACCUGCUGGCCAUCACCUCCGCCCUCAACACUCUGGCCAGCUACGGCUACAACACCAACUCCCUGGGGCUGGGGCUGAACCCCGCCGCCGCCUCGGGAGUGUUAGCCGCCGUGGCGGCCAACGCCAACCCGGCCGCCGCCGCCGCCGCCAAUUUGUUAGCGUCGUACGCCAGCGACGCGUCCACCAGCGCGGCUCACCCCGCCGCCAGCCUGGGGGGCUUCUCCCUGGGAUCCCUCGCCGCCGCCACGGGCGCCACCAACGGCUACCUGAGCGCCGCCUCGCCGCUGGUGGCGUCGUCUCUACUGGCCACGGAGAAGCUCGCGGAAGGAGCCAAGGAAGUGGUGGAGAUCGCCGUGCCGGAGAACCUGGUGGGAGCCAUCUUGGGGAAAGGAGGCAAGACGCUAGUGGAGUACCAGGAGCUGACCGGAGCCCGGAUCCAGAUCUCCAAGAAAGGCGAGUUCAUCCCCGGAACUCGGAACAGGAAGGUGACCAUCACGGGUUCCCAGGCCGCCACGCAGGCCGCACAGUACCUGAUCAGCCAGCGGAUCACCUACGAGCAGGGGGUACGCGCCACCAACCCACAGAAGGUGGGCUAAACCUGACAGCCAAUGAGAAACGAGGAGGAAAAGAGGAAAAAAAAAAAAGAGUGGGGGCUUGGGGGAGGAGUCUAAAAAAAAGAGAGUGAGAAUGGCAAAAGGAGAGGAGAGCAAGAAUGUCGGAAGGAAUCGUUUGCGCCGUUUUCUUCUGCGUGUUUUCAGUAUUCUCUAUUAAAAAAAAAAAAAUUGACGCAAA